This is a messenger RNA of Ciona intestinalis (vase tunicate), 2627 nucleotides long. Its product is annotated as cytochrome P450 2C20-like. NCBI's taxonomy places the organism in Eukaryota, Metazoa, Chordata, Ascidiacea, Phlebobranchia, Cionidae. Gene Ontology annotation, biological process: xenobiotic metabolic process. The record is from RefSeq and is a predicted model, not a curated record. Gene Ontology annotation, cellular component: cytoplasm; intracellular membrane-bounded organelle. Gene Ontology annotation, molecular function: steroid hydroxylase activity; heme binding; oxidoreductase activity, acting on paired donors, with incorporation or reduction of molecular oxygen, reduced flavin or flavoprotein as one donor, and incorporation of one atom of oxygen.
UUUAUCGCUAAUGUGGCGCCCACAGCCAAAAGCAGUAUGAUGUACUAUAGUAGCACUAUAAGCUAUAUAAUACAGGCUAUGGUUUAAAAUGGCUCCUUAAAUGCAAGUGGGUCAGUUCAUUGUAUUUGGUUCCGCUAUUACUAAAUAGAUAAUGGCUUAAUGAUUUAAGAGCUAUCUCGAUUCGGUGUGUUAUUUUUUUAGGGAAAAUGGCUUUCGCCUUUUUGUUGACCAUAUUUUUUUAACAUAGCGCCUUUAACGACGGUCGUUUUUCUUAUUUAUUCCCGUAUUUUUGUGUUAAAAAAAUAAACUUAUCUUAGUUAAAAUAAUCGAGGAUACAUAUAUAGGAUAAUCAAUGUGUGUAAAGUGGCCCAAAAGUGCAAAGUUAUUUCAAAUAUUUGUAAUCGUAAUUAACCGAUUAAGUAAGGAGUUAUAUUCAUUUCUGUAUGAGUGAGGUCCUUGCUGAGAACCUGGAUUUAGAUCAUGUCUAACUAAUACGUUUUUAUUUAUUCACAUAUUUUUAGAUUUGCAGGAAAAUAACUCCAAAAAUGCUUCGAAUAUUUGCUUUCGCUUCACAAAUCUCUAUGGAAACUUUGCUGACAAGCGCAGCUAUUUUGACUUGCGUUCUAUUCGUAGUGUAUGAUACAUGGUGGCGAUUCUUGGGUACCAGUGGCACGCUACGGGGUCGUAAUGGAUUCCCUGUAUUUGGGUGUUUUCCCUUACUAGGGAAGAACAAAGAACGAGUCUUUAUGAAUUGGUCUCGCACCAGUUAUGGGCCCAUCUACUACGCGCGUCUUGGCGCCUCAAGGGUCUUGGUUUUAAACGGCUACGAAGCUGUUAGAGAAGCUCUUGUCUUGAGACCACAGGCUUUUGCGGGUCGUUGUAAAACUGAGUUGAUGAAGUUACUGUACGAAGGCCAGCAUGGUAUAAUGCAGCUUGAUCAUGGACCUAUGUGGAAAGCACAGCGUAAGUUCGGACAAAAUGCUCUUGGAAGCUUAGGCAUGGGAAAGCGAAGUCUUCAGUCAAAAAUCGUUAAUGAGUUCAACUGCCUUUCUUCUACGCUCGAAGAAGAACUUUUAGCCAACGGUUCCAAGGGUGCCUAUCUUGAUGAAAUGCUAUGGUUGUAUGCGGCAAACGUUAUAUCCCUGCUUAUAUUUAACGAAAGCUUUGACCCUGAUAAUGAGAAGUGGUUUGGGGCAAUGAGAGAGAAUAUCAGGUCACACACGGCAAGACGCGAGAGAUUCCUGUACCUUCUCAUGUACGUUCCAUUUCUGAAGAAUCUGCCGUUGGUUCGACAACAGCUCAAUGUUACCAUACAAGGUCGAAAAACCAAACUUGCAAAGUUCAAACAAUUUGUUGAAAAUCAUCGACAAUCACGUGACCCGGACGACCCCCGUGACUUUAUAGACUGUUACCUAAAUACAAUGGACAGUAAAUCGGCUAACGACAGUUUCACAGAAAAACAACUCCUAUAUUUCAUGAACGACUUGUUUAUUGCUGGCACUGAGACUUCAUCCAACACAAAUAGUUGGGCGCUUUUGCUUCUGCUGAAAAAUCCUGAAGUCAUGAAAAGGUUGAGGGAUGAGAUUGAUUCUCUUGGGAGGGAACCUACCCUGGAAGACGAGUAUAAGAUGCCAUACACACGAGCUGUUAUGCAGGAGAUAUUCCGUUACCGUCCUGCUCUACCUUGCAAUAUAAUACCACGUAAAACAACGACAAGCAUCGAACUCAACGGUCAUAGCAUACCAGCUGGUAUGCCUGUUAUCGCCAACUUAUGGUCAGUACAUCAUGACCCCGUGACCUGGGCCCCUGACCCUGAAACAUUUCGACCUGAACGUCAUCUCAACCGUGACGGAGAGUUCAUGACGUCAGAUCACGUGAUGCCGUUCUCAGUCGGCCUGCGGUCCUGCAUCGGUCGCAACUUAGCGAGAAAUGAACUUUUUAUUUUCCUGACUUCUAUUUUAAGGAGGUUCAAUUUAGAGUUCGCUGAUGGUUGUUAUGUCGAUGAUAUGACGGGUGAAAGUGGUUUGUUACUUCACCCACCACCUUAUAAAGUGAAGGGUUCACUUCGGGCGUAGUUACCCAACUUUAACAUAUGCCCAGAGACAUGACUUUUCCAAUUGCAGAUGCAUAUACGAUUAUUUUAUUUAUUUAAGCUUUUCUUCGUACACCGCUUGUAUAUCGCAGCUGGUUAUUCAAUUAUUUUAAUAGGUGUUUGGAUUUAGAUUACUAUAACAAGUAAGAUACAAUCGGCUGUAGUUUGAUUAAAUUAUUAUUUAUUUGAAUAUUUGCAAUACAUAUACACUGCUUGAAUACUACUGCACACCAAGCUAUAUAACACCCUGCAAUUAUAAGAUCUUGUUUAUUUGUGAAACCAUUUUAAUUGUACAGACACCAAAAACACUAGAAAAAAAAUUGUACUUCCCUAUAAAUUAUUAACUGUGGUCAAAAUGUAUAAUCGGCGUACACAGAUAGCCUGUACUAUAAGCUAAAUCUAAUAAUAUCAAUUUUUCUGUUUACAAUGAUACCCGUUUCGAAUUAUCUUCAUUAAAUUUAUUCCGUUACGUCACAGGUGGUUCUUGCUCAAGUACGCGCAUAUAUUAUGGAAAAAAAAAACGGUGUCGUAAUAG